CUCGGAUAUAUAUGUGCGUGUCAGAAAUGCGAAUCUCUAUUUAAGAAUUUUCACAGUGUUGAAUGAACGCCAAUAUCAUCAAUACCGCUAUAUUACAUAGGUGUUGGCCCUACCCCGUAGCCCAACAGCACCAUGUUCUCACACAUCAUUAACCCAUUUAUUGCCAAUGCUCCUAUGUUUGGCACUGCAAAGGCAGAUCUAGCAGCAGCAGUUACGAAAGCUGGUGGAUUUGGAUUCAUCGGAGGUGGCUUUGACUUCACGAACUCUAGCGCGCAGCUUGUCUCCCUCGAGAAGGAGUUGUUCAAGGCAAGAAAACUCCUUGACCUGAAACCCUUGCCGGAUGAUGCAGUCCAGAGGCAGGACAAUAGCGUGGAAAGCCUCCCAGUUGGUGUAGGAUUUCUCACCUUCCAUAGCGACGACGCUAGUGCACUUAUCUCUUUGAUAUGGCGACAUCGUCCACUUGGCAUCUGGCUAUUUGCGCAGGCAGAGAAUCAACACAGGAAGUUGAUUCCUUCUUUGAAAUCGGCUGGAAUAUCCUGGGGCAUGAAGAUUUUCGUCCAGAUAGGUUCCGUGAAAAGCGCUAUUGAGGCUGUCGAAGAUGGUGCCGACGUUAUUGUUGUCCAAGGCUCCGACGCGGGUGGACAUCAGUUUGCAAGCAAUGCUAGUAUAAUCACCUCGCUCCCGGAGAUAUCUGACGCUAUCAAGAGGUUGGGACGAGAUGUCUCCAUUCUCGCUGCCGGUGGUAUAAUGGACGGUCGCGGGAUCGCUGCUGCACUGGCACUAGGAGCGUCUGGUGUUGUAAUGGGCACACGGUUUGCUGCAACCAUCGAGUCUUCAUCAUCGGAAGUGGCCAAGUCGGUGAUGGUUUCUACCAGAGAUGGAGCCGUGUCUACAGCCAAAUCCACUCUACAUGACGCGCUUCAGGGCCGGCCUGAUUUCUGGCCUAUGGCUUAUGAUGGACGGGCCGUGAUUAGCGGCCUAUACAGAGACGUCUCAACGGGAGCGCAGUCGAUUGAACAGGCUGCAGACACACAGAAAAGAGCAGCAGCAGCUGGAGACGGCUCGAAUAUGGUUGUCUGGGCGGGAGCGGGAAUCGGUCUGAUCGAGAGUAUUCUAAGUGCAAGGGAGGUAGUAGAGAAGUCACGGAUGGAGGCAAAUGAGACAAUGAAGUCUUUAUCAAACCAAGUUGGACCGUGAUAUGAGCAGAGUGCCAACAUCUGGUGUGGGUUGGUGAAUGCCUUUUCAUAUGCCAUCAGAUCAUGCCAUUUGAUCAAUGCUUAGCAUUUCUUGCUCCUAUGAGCAUAUGUACCCUCGAAUGGGAUCAUUAUUUUUACCCCAUUAAUGGUUUCAUCCAUAUUAAUAAAAUAAUGAUUGGAAUGAAACAAGAUGAGAGUAGG
This is a messenger RNA of Monascus purpureus, 1397 nucleotides long. Lineage: Eukaryota; Fungi; Ascomycota; Eurotiomycetes; Eurotiales; Aspergillaceae. The record is from the annotation of a GenBank genome assembly.